AUGUCAAAGCCGUUCAAACCAGCAUUGCUUGUAAUCGAUUUUCAGGAAGAUUUCUGUCCUCCAAACGGCUCUCUCGCAGUUGGAGAAGGACGAACACUCGCACCUGUUAUCAACGAUCUCCUAGACCUCCCAUUCGCACUCAAAGUCGCCACAAAAGACUUUCACCCCCCAAACCACGUCUCUUUUGCCGUCAACCAUGAUCCACCGGAUAACGUGCCCUUCACCUCAUAUACCACGAUCCACAACCCAUACAACCACGACGAAAUCGACGUAUCGCGGCUUUGGCCGGUGCAUUGUGUAGAGGGAACGCAAGGGUCUGAACUGAUUCCUGAGUUUAACGUUACGAAGAUCGAUAAAGUGAUCAAUAAGGGAACGGACACGAGGGUGGAGAUGUAUUCGGCUUUUGAGGCGCCGUUCCGAAAUCCGGUCGUACCAGAGGCUAGUAGUGGUCUGGCGCAGUUGUUGAAGAAUGAAGAGAUUACGGAUGUGUAUGUAGUCGGGUUGGCGAUGGAGUAUUGUGUCAAGUCGACUGCGAUUGAUGCGAGUCAAGAUGGGUUUAGGGCGUUUGUUGUUAGGGAGGCAACGAAGGCUGUUGAUCCUGGUGAAGCGGGAUGGGGAGCGGCGGAGAAGAAGUUGGCUGGGCUAGGGAUUCCGUUGGUUAGUGUGGAUGGUGAAGAGGUGAAGAGAGUGAAGGAUUUGGUGCGAUGA
This is a messenger RNA of Marasmius oreades (fairy-ring Marasmius), 708 nucleotides long. RefSeq lists its product as uncharacterized. NCBI's taxonomy places the organism in Eukaryota, Fungi, Basidiomycota, Agaricomycetes, Agaricales, Marasmiaceae. The transcript has 2 exons. The record is from RefSeq and is a predicted model, not a curated record. Bases 1 to 708 code for a protein of 235 amino acids.